Molecule: messenger RNA, 3090 nt
Organism: Cornus florida
Lineage: Eukaryota; Viridiplantae; Streptophyta; Magnoliopsida; Cornales; Cornaceae
Product: F-box protein At5g07610-like
Exons: 2
Coding region: 738-1985 (415 amino acids)
Molecular function (GO): protein binding
Source: RefSeq, a predicted model, not a curated record
CCCAUUCCCGUUUAGCGUAAAGGAUCCCCAUCCCGCUAUAAACGGGGCGGCCCAGGGGAUGGGGAAUUGCCAUCCCUAUGCUGUAUUGUCUAUUCCGAUCUGCUUCGCCGGCGAUCUCUCCGUAUUGUCAAUUUGUCUCCACAUACUUGAGCAAAGACCACAACUUUCAAUCUGUCUUGCCGUUUCCCUUGUGUUCUGAUGAGAUCUGCCGGUGACGAUUUUUUAUACUUUCCGAUUGUUUAUUCCGAUCAGCUUCGCUGGCGGUCUCUCUGUUUCUCCAGAGACUGAGCAAAGCAACAACUUUCUAUCUGUCUCGCCGUUUCCCUUGUUUUCUGAUUAGAUCCGACGUUGCCGGUUUUAUAUACUUUCCGAUUGUUUAUUCCGACCAGCUUUUCCGGCGGGGUCUCUGUUUUUCCACAGACUUGAGCAAAGGCCUCAACUUUCUACCUGUCUCGCCGUUUCCCUUGUUUUCUGAUCAGAUCUGACGGUGCCGGUUUUAUAUACUUUCCGAUUGGGUCUAUCUGUUUUUCCAGCCACAACUAUUUUAUACUUUCCGAUUGUUUAUUCCGAACAGCUUCGCCGGCGAUCUCUCUGUUUCUCAACAGGCGUGUAAAGGUGACAACUUUCUACAUGUCUGCCUUGCACCUCUCCUUCGUAGUAAAUUUCCCGAGAACAAUUCAAAGAAAGGAACAAAUCUGAAGUGGUAGAGAGAAGAGAAGAGAAGAGAAGUUGAUUAAAUGGCUUCUAGGAUAAAAAGGUGCCGGAAUGCGAAGAGGAGACGGUCGUCGGCCCAAAUCUCCUCCGCCGCUGCUGAAAUCAUCGGCAAUAACCACGACCCGGUGAUGGAGAUUCUUCUGCUUCUGCCGCCGAAAUCCCUCAUUCGAUUCAAGUCUGUCUCGAAAACAUGGUCGUCUCUAAUCUCCGAUCGUACCUUCUGUAUCCUCUGGCAACAGCGCCGACAAUCCCACGAUCUUCCCAAAACUUCCGGCCUUUUCUUCACCUGUAAAUCCCGUACUCAAAUCAAAUACAUUCCUCUCAAAGACACAGAUGAUGGUGGAAAAAGCAGGUCUUUAGCGCGCUUUCCCAAUAUGUACCAUAUCAAUACAACUAUCAUACACUCCUGCAAUGGUCUGCUACUCUGCUGUUUAAAAAAGCCAGGCUAUAGUCCCCGAUCUUACCAAGUCUACAAUCCCACCACAAAGCAAUUCCGGUCUCUUCCCUGGCCCUUUUCCCGCACUAGUUAUCCUGCUGACCCUUUAUAUUUGGCUUUUGAUCCUUCCAAAUCACUUCACUACAAAGUUGUUUUGCUUCAGAGAAUACCACACAAGUAUAAGAAGAAUAAUUACUUGUAUCAAAUUCAUAUUUAUUCGUCAGAAACCAAUGCUUGGAGACCCUUUGGUGGUGAUACCAUCCCGGCAAGAUCAGCAUCAUCAUCGGACUUGGAUUAUGGAGUCUAUUCCAAUGGUUCUAUCCAUUGGAUUUCCUUCCACCGAGAACAAGCUUCCAUAUACUUUGAUGUUGAUCAGGAGAGAUUGUGCCCAAUGCCAUCUCUACCAAUAUUACAUAAUUUUGGUUUUGUAUUCCGGCAUUUUGGGGUGUCUGGAGGUCAUUUACAUUUUAUUCAGGAAUCUAGUUGUGACACCAGAUACAGUAUUGACAUCUCUGAAAUGGAAAGCGAUUACUCCAAGUGGUCGUUCAAGUAUCGGGUUGACCUUAACAUGAUGUUGGAUUUUGUAUCACAGGACAUGAUUAUGAGCCAUGCCGUGACUGUGCUUGGUUUAGUAGAUGGAGAAGAUGAAGAUGAUGUGUAUUUGAUGCUAUUUGUAGGCACCAACAUGAUUUUCUCUUACAACUUAAAGGAUAAUACGUUUAAGAAGCUUCAUGAUGUAGCACACCAUCCUGGUUCUUCAUCUUCUGAGCUUGUACUGUAUAAACACUGUAGUCUCUAUCCAUUCAUUGAGACACUCCUUCCUCUGUUUGACUGAUGGGUUGUAUUUUCCCACAAAUGCGGUUAGAGAACGCCCUAUUGAUUUAAAAGCCUGCACUUACAACAGUAAAUAUGCAUGUGCCAAAAAGAUUUCAUGGAAAAUCAUAUGACAAAUUGUAGGAUGUGCAUUGACAGUAUGCCCAUACUUCAACUUGAAGGAUAUUAUCAUAACCAAGCAUUUUCCUACUGCCCUUCUAAUGGAGAGAAAAUAUCAUUUAGUUCAUUUCGACUCCAAAUCAAUAAAAAGAUGGGGUCUCAGUCACUUGUAUAAUAUGUUGGCAGCAAGGUGAAAUUUUAUAAGAGGGAAAGACUGGCUACCUAGAAAGAGAUAUGUGUGUGUGUGUGGGGCGCGCGCGCGAAUCCAUUAUUGGCUGCAAGCAUUUAGACAAUUUUCUAUGAAAUUCCAAUAUCAAGGUAACAUUGUUUUGGCUCAUGAUCUCCUAAAAGGCUUUUUUAGUAAGAGUGAGUCUAUGGCUUUGAAAGUAUAUUUGAAGAAGGCCUGUGAUUCCAUUUCCUUGAAUUUUCUGUUGAAAUUGAUGCACAAUUUGUCAAUGGAGUUCCUGCUCUUCUGCUCGUUUAUUCUAAAUACCUUUCGACUCUGCAAAUAAUAAUAUUUAGGUGAGGCCCAGCACCAUUCUCAUCGCAAAUAUGUCACAAUCUUGACUGGUCAAUCAAAAAUAAAAAAGAAUAAUAUGGUCCAGAAAUAAAAUAAAUGAACCUGAUUUUCGUUCCUUUUCUUUUUUAUUGUGUCACAUAUGCAGUGGUGAUGACCUAAAUAUUGUCCCUUAGGAGAUUGACGGAAGGCUUGCCUAAAACCAACAAGCAUGUAGAAGUUGCAAAACGGAGGCAGGAUUGCAAAGUGAACUGGGUUAAGAGGAAGUGUAGUAUUACAUAUGGAACGGAUUAAGAGAAAGAGCAGUACUGCAUAUGAACCGAGGUGUGUGAUGUACAGUUGUAAUAAUUUUUUUAUUUUUGGGACUUGGACUACAGCCCAAAUUAGUCCUUCAGUAGCUCCACCACAUUAACAGAGGGAACAUGAUCUUAAACAUGCAAAACUGUAUUUCAAUUUCUUUUCUUUACAAUCAUAAAAAAGAUCUUGAAGU